GUAACAUACGGAAUAGUCUAGUAUGGUCAAACAACAACUGAACGAAGAACAUUUUUUUUACUGGAUUCUUGUUUUGUUCGGCUAAAACGGAUCAAACGAUCAUGAUUGGCCAGUUUCAUGAGAUCAAGGUAUAUACAUGAACCAUCGUUUCUGUCGCCGAUUUGAUUGAGAAGAGCAGUAUCUGUGUCCGUCUCCGUGCCUCUGCGUGUUAUUCAGAGAGGGAGAGAGAGAGAGAGAAUCAGAAUGGUUGGACCAAUGAGACCGCAGUUUGUGCUGUUCGGUUCUUCCAUUGUUGAAUUCAGUUGCAGCAACGAAGGAUGGGGUGCUGUUCUUGCCGACAUAUACGCUCGCAAGGCAGACAUAUUGCUGCGAGGAUACGCUGGCUGGACUUCGAGGCAUGCUCUACGGAUUUUGGAUCAAGUUUUUCCACUGGAUGCCGCUCUACAACCUUCAUUGGUUAUAGUCUACUUUGGUGGUAACGAUUCGAUGCACCCUCACCCAUCUGGCUUUGGCACUCAUGUACCACUUCCUGAAUAUAUUGAAAAUAUGAGGAAGAUAGCAACGCAUCUGAAGAAACUGUCAGAGAAGACUCGCAUUAUCUUUCUCAGUGCUCCUCCUGUCAGUAAGGAAAAAAUCAGCGAAAUAUAUAGUGAUACAUUAGCAGAGCUGCGAACAAUUGAGUCUUGCCGAAUAUAUUCAGAAGCCUGUUUGGCGCUGUGCCAAGAGAUGGAUGUGAAAGGUAUUGAUCUUUGGACUGCACUUCAGAAAAAGGACGGUUGGGAAACUGAUUGCCUUACGGAUGGAAUACAUUUAUCAGCUGAGGGGAGCAAGAUAGUUGUGGAAGAGAUAAUGAAUGUCCUUAGAGAGGCCGACUGGGAACCAAGUCUACACUGGAAGUCAAUGCCAACUGAAUUUGAACAGGUUUUAUCCAUUCCUCAACUGAGUCCUGAUUUCAAGACCGUGGUUAGUAUCUUUAAGGCUAGCUAUUGCAGAUACAGUCAGUGGGAUAGGUUCUAAUAUGUAUUAUUCCAUUUUUUUUUUCAUGUCAAAUAUUUGGCAGCAAUUUGAAACUUUGAGGUUGAUGAUGUUGAAAUUAGAAUUAUAGGGAAUAAAUUCACGGCAACCUUGAGUUCAAAUUAUGAAAAUACAUAUCUAGCCAAAAAUAAUUCCCAUAAAUGUUUGUAAUUUCUACUUGUUCUAUUUGGUUCAUGUAUAAGUAAACCUGUCUCUCUUUUUUC
Molecule: messenger RNA, 1238 nt
Organism: Juglans microcarpa x Juglans regia
Lineage: Eukaryota; Viridiplantae; Streptophyta; Magnoliopsida; Fagales; Juglandaceae
Product: GDSL esterase/lipase CPRD49-like
Exons: 6
Coding region: 244-1017 (257 amino acids)
Source: RefSeq, a predicted model, not a curated record